Molecule: messenger RNA, 2048 nt
Organism: Mytilus californianus (California mussel)
Lineage: Eukaryota; Metazoa; Mollusca; Bivalvia; Mytilida; Mytilidae
Product: kelch-like protein 41
Exons: 3
Coding region: 73-1911 (612 amino acids)
Molecular function (GO): protein binding
Source: RefSeq, a predicted model, not a curated record
CAACAAUAUCUAUAGUUCGCAGUAAACAACUAAAGCAUUCACACAGAGGACGUAACUGUGAGUUUAUGGAAUAUGGCGAAGUCUAAAUUAGAAAGAAAACGAGACCACCAAGAAAGUCUACUGAAAGGAUUAUUGCAGCUUUAUCAAGACCGGACACUUACUGACGUCAUGCUUAUUGUAGAUAAUCGAACAUUUCCAUGCAACAGAAAUGUGUUGGCAGCUAGCAGUCCUUACUUUCGGGCUAUGUUUACGAGUAACGUACAAGAGACAACACAAGAAAAUAUUGCAUUGUACGAUGUCACCGCUGAAGCAGUGGAGUGUAUUUUGAACUUUAUGUACUCUGGUGUUAUUGACAUAGGUCCGGACAAUGCGCAGGACAUUUUCAUGGCUUCAAAUAUGUUUGAGUUAUUGGAUGUUGUUGAUUGUUGUGUGGAGUACAUGAAUGGACAACUUCACUGUUCUAAUUGCGUGGGAAUGUAUAGUUUUGCCCUCUAUCAUCAUUGUAAAAAGCUACAGGAUGCUUGCAAAAAUUUUAUUCUGCAACAUUUUACUGAAAUAUCAACUACUGACCAUUUUCUUGAAAUUGACUCAAAAUCCUUUGAGGAAAUUUUACAAUCAGACGAUAUUUACGUAAAAACGGAGGAUUUUAUUUUUACAGUAAUAUGCAACUGGGUGAAAUUUGAUAUAGGCUCUAGAAAAUCUAUUUUUCCAAGGUUAUUUCAUUUGGUGAGGCUUCCUCUUAUUACCGAACAAUUUUUGAAUGAUAGCAUUAUAAACAACGAAUUAGUCAAAGGAAAUCCUUUCUGUCUUAGUAUUAUUGAUGAAUUUCUACAUUCAGCUUACAAUACUUCAUCAACGUCACAAAUACAAAAUGAGCUUAUUGGUACACAUAUAACUACAAAAAGAUCGGGAAUGUUGUGUAGAGAUUUAAUUGUGUUUUCUGGAGGCUCAAACGGAGAGCAUGAGCGGUCCUGUACAGCAUAUGACCCGGAAACAGGAAAGAAUUACUUCGGUCUUAAGCAUCAUCCAACGUUUGAUUUGAAAUAUAGAAUUGACUAUUUCAAAAUCGUAACUGUGCAAGAAAACGACGUAUACUUCAUAGGUGGUAUUUUUCAUGACAACUACAGAUUUUCCGAAUCAGGCGAAGCAAUGCGAAAUGUAUAUAAAUAUGACCAAAGAUUGUCAGUAUGGACAGCGUGCGACAAUUUGGUAACAGCAAGAUGUGCAUUCUCCGCAUGCUGCCAUGAAAACUGUUUAUUUGUUUCUGGUGGGAAAACAGUUUAUCCAACUGGGAGUCCUCUAGAUUCUUUUGAAAUGUACGAUGUUGAUAUAGGCUAUUGGAAAUUACUUCAGCCAAUGCCACUUAAGCUUUACCAUCACGCUUCUACAGUUGCUGAUGGCGGUGUUUACAUCUUCGGUGGAAAAGACGUAUUAGAUGAAAUGUCUGAUAUGGUUAUGCGAUACGAUAUAAAAACUGAGACAUGGUAUAUUAUUGACACUAAGUUGGUAAACCCAAGAUACGAGCAUUCUGCUAUUACAAUAAAUAACGAGAUCUAUCUGGUAGGUGGCGUCACCAGAAGCUCGUAUGCAGUUGUCAUUCAGAUAUUCGAUGUCAACACAAAUCGAUGGCGACACGGCACUGAUUUUCCGGAUGAAAGAAAGGUAACGGCCGUUACUUCAAUUGGCAACAAAAUAUAUGUGUGUGGUGGAAUACGUCAGUUUAUUCGAAGAAAUAAACCUACAAGAACAGUAGAAAGCAAAGAUUUGUAUUCAUAUAACGUGAAAACAGACGCGUGGUGGAAAGAAUCUCGAAUGGUGCAAUUUGCAAAUUCAGUUACCUGUACUUAUGCAAAUAUCAACACAAGUUUCCUUACUGAAAGCGACUUUGUGAGCAUUGGUAGUGAUUCGUAAGAAAUAUUGAAUAAAGAAACAUGGUGUGAGAUAUUUACAAUAAACAUCACGCUUACGAAAAUACAAAUUAUUGUUUAUAACAUAUAACAUUAUUUUGAAUAUGUCGAAAUAUAUCAGUUAUGAAAUAAAAUUGAUUA